AUGUCUUUUUCGCCCUCACUGCCACCAGACACCGAGGACGGGGACAGUGACCGCAACGACCGCAACCCACUGCCUUUUCAGAACCUCAGCUUUCGAGGAAAAUCUCCGACAUACCCUUCAGUGAAAGUGUCCCCUUCACUCGUCUUCCAUCAGAGCACUCACCGCCUUCCCUACUUUGCACACCAGCAGCUCGACCCGAGUUAUUUCCCAUUAGGUGUGGGUCGACCGGUUGGCGGUCCCAUAGUCGAGGGAGAAGAAAGCGACCGGGGUUGGGACGAAGAAGAUAGUGAAGUCGGAGCCGACCUUGAAUCCGAUGCCGAUGAUGACCUGUACUCCGAUAAGCCGAAGCGACGCCGCAAGUUCGAGUCCUCCAAGAUAGCCAAUGCUGCCGAGCUCAAGAAGAUGAAAAUCCAGGGAGGCCGCCCUGCCGUGGCGAAGAAGGUCACAGCCGACCUGGAUUCCGAUGAUGAGCUGAUUGUCCGCAUGAAGGAAGCACGAUAUCUGGAGAAGGACAUCGCGAAGGCUCUCAUCGACCAGGGUCGCACUGCCUACAACCCAAAGACGAUUGGCACUCGCUGGAGACGCAUCAAGGCGGCUUUGCAGAAGAGACAGGACGACUUGCUUGAUGCUGACUUGACGGAUUGGCACGAGGGCGACGAUGACGUUCUCUUGCAAGCGGUUGUAAAGACAGACAAGGAGGUCAAGAGGCUGAAAGAAGAGAUCGAAGCUAAGAAAUGGCGUAUGGUGGCAGAUCAGAUGAAGACCAUGAAGGCAAGUUUCCCCAUUGUCAACUUCUCGCAGAAUGCUUGUCGUGAGCGAUAUGAAGCUCUCCAGGCAGGGAUUGCGAAGCCCACUCCCGAGUCGAUUGAGAAUCCGUCGGAGGAGAUUCUCGAGCGCAUCAAAUCACGUCAAGACAAGGAGCGAAAGAUCGCGGAAAGCAGGCAGUACAGUGUAUUGGAACAGAAGAAUGUCGAGGCCAACGGAUGGACAUCAAGGAUGCGGACCUACUUCUAG
Messenger RNA from Cladophialophora carrionii CBS 160.54, 1014 nucleotides. RefSeq lists its product as uncharacterized. Bases 1 to 1014 code for a protein of 337 amino acids. The record is from RefSeq and is a predicted model, not a curated record. The transcript is spliced from 4 exons. NCBI's taxonomy places the organism in Eukaryota, Fungi, Ascomycota, Eurotiomycetes, Chaetothyriales, Herpotrichiellaceae.